This is a messenger RNA of Osmerus eperlanus (European smelt), 1479 nucleotides long. RefSeq names its product neuronal pentraxin receptor b (gene nptxrb). The annotation marks the transcript as partial. The record is from RefSeq and is a predicted model, not a curated record. The transcript has 5 exons. Lineage: Eukaryota; Metazoa; Chordata; Actinopteri; Osmeriformes; Osmeridae.
UUCGUCGCGGUUUUGUUGGCCGCCGGGAUGCUGGCCUUUCUCGGCGCGGUCAUAUGCAUCAUUGCCAGCGUCUACCCGGGGUCUUCUACCCCAGCUCAUCUCCCACUGGCGGACAACCAGUCGCUGGCUCCGGAUGCACCGUUGCAGUCCCUCUCUCCGGGUUCUGUUGCACACGCUGGUUCUCUGGGCGCUCUCCACGGUUCUGAAUCAACAGAGUCUGGAGGUGUGGGGGUCAGCCUGGAGGCGCCUACAUUAAACGAACUGAGCAAUUCGGGCGGGAUCGGGUCAGGAGGCAGGAAACAGUUUAGUUUUAGUCGCCUCAUCUGCACCCCUAUUCCUGUUGGAGAAUGCAAAACAAAUAACCUUCAGCAACAAGCCGACGAGCCGUCUUCGUACUCGGCCGAGGACCUGGGAUACUUCCGCACCACCGCUGAGCAACUGCGGCAGACCGUGCUGCAGCAGAAAGACCAGAUCCUAAUGGACCAGCGAACAAUAAGGGAACUAACAGGGAAGCUGUCUGAAUGUGAAAGCGGGUUGGAGGAGCGCAGCGCAGAGGUCGAAAGAAGCGUGGGUAUGUGGGGAGAUAACCGCCGUCUCAUGGCUGGCGACGAUGUGCAUUCUCUGGCUUUGGCUCAGAUGCAAACUGCCCGUGCUGUGGAGGAACUAGAACGAGCCAUUCUUCAGUUGAAGGACCGCAUCGAGAAACUGGAGUCAGAGUUAGGCCCGUUGGCCCAUAACCUGUCAGAGAUGAGUUUAAAGGGGCUGGUGGGCAUCUCUGGGGCCCCGCGGAGGCUGGGCGAGACUGCGCCCUGGCGGGUGGAGGACCUGGAGGGCGAGCUGGAGCGCAAGAUCGAUCAGCUGGAGAAGGAAAGGGCCACGCUCCGCAAGCAGUCGCAGAGCCACCACCAGGAGAUCGACCAGGGCAUCAGCACCCUGCACCACCGCAUCGCCCAGCUGGAGCAGAGCCUGUCGGAGUACGACUACCCCGACGGCUUCAAGCUGUCCUUCCCGCUGCGGACCAACUACAUGUACGGCAAGGUGAAGCGGGCGGUGCCGGAGAUGCACGCGCUGACGGCCUGCCUGUGGCUGCGCGCCCGGGAGGGGGGCAUCGGCACGCCCUUCUCCUACUCCGUGGCCGAGCAGCCCAACGAGCUGGUGCUCCUGCAGGGCCUGCACAGCCCCGUGGAGCUGCUCAUCAGCGACAAGGUGGCGCAGCUGCCCCUGUCCUUGCCUCCAGACAGCUGGCAGCACGUGUGCAUCAGCUGGACGCUGCGGGACGGGGUGUGGAAGGCCUACCAGGGGGGCCUGCUGAAGGGCGGGGGGGAGGGCCUGGCUGCCUGGCACCCGAUUCGGGCUGGAGGGGUGCUCAUUCUGGGGCAGGAGCAGGACACUCUUGGGGGCCGCUUCGACGCCUCCCAGGCCCUGGUGGGGGCGCUGUCCCAGUUCAACCUGUGGGACCGGGUCCUGACUCCGGCCGAG